Messenger RNA from Lasiodiplodia theobromae, 1101 nucleotides. RefSeq lists its product as uncharacterized. The coding region runs from base 1 to 1101 and encodes 366 amino acids. NCBI's taxonomy places the organism in Eukaryota, Fungi, Ascomycota, Dothideomycetes, Botryosphaeriales, Botryosphaeriaceae. The transcript is spliced from 3 exons. The record is from RefSeq and is a predicted model, not a curated record.
AUGAAGUUCGCUGCAACUGUCAUCCCUGCGAUCGGCCUGAUCGGCAGUGCCGUGUUGGCUACGAUGAGCCCUGCAAAUCUGCAAGACACGGGCAAUUCGCUGGCCCGUCAAGCUUUCGACAUCAAGGAUCUUGUUUUGGCGAUCAACUCGACCAUGAACUCUGGUCCGAUGCAGGAUGUUUUCGAGGAGAUAGAUGAUAUGUAUGAGGCCGUUCUGGCCAACAUCCAAUUGAUCAUCGGCACCAAGACCCUCACCCAAGAGAGCCAAGAUGUGCAGUUGGUCUACGAGGCCUACUCCUACCUCGCCCAGGGAAUGUUCGAGCUUAUGGACGCGCUCGGUAGCUCCGCUACCAACUUCAUCGCCAUGGACGACCAAAACGAGUUCCGCGUUCCCGCUUCCAUCCGUGAGGUCGGCGGUGUCGUCGAUGCCUGGAUGUUCAACAUGAUCGGCCUCUUCCCGGCCAACAGCUCGUACUCCGAUGAAGCCGCCAACCAGAAGAACCAGGUCGACUCGCACUUCCGUCGCGCCAUUGCCUCGUAUCACCUCGCCACGGCCAAGACCGACUCGCCUUAUGGCAACAUUACGAACAUCGUUUCCACCGAUGCUUUGACGAUGGACAACUCGACUGACUCUGGCGAUGUUACGAGCGACGCUUCUAAGAAUGAUGCUGGCAGCUCCGGCAAUGCCGGCACCUCUGACAACGCUGGUACCUCGAACAAUGUCGAUGCUUCCAGCACCACCGGUGCAUCUGAUGCUACGAAGUCUACGGACUCUACGGACUCCACGAACAAUGUUGGCGCCGCCUCGAAUGAUGUUCGCACCACCAGUGCUUCCAGCGACGAGUCCUCCAGCACCACUGGAGCAUCCAACAACGACGCUGCAUCGAACAACGGCGACGCUUCCAUUGACGGAACCUCCUCCACCGAUGCUUCUACCAGCAGCACUUCUACCGAUGGCGCUUCUUCCAGCAAUGCUUCCAGCAACAACACUUCUGCUAGCGGCACUUCCAAUGUCAACGGGAGCUCCAACACCGAUGUCAAUGGCAACCCUGCCGACACCCCCUGCGCCGAAGAAGGCCCUACCGCGCCUGCUAGCAAUUAA